AUGGAAAAAUUUACUGUCCCGGGUGAGACUCAACUCGUGACUCGGCGUGCUGGUAUCCUGGAGUCGGAAGUUCAUCAAAACGAGACCGCGUUUCAAACAGCGCUAUCGGCAGCGGUGGGACUCGUGGACCUGGCCUUCCCUGCGCAGCCCCCGCCCCGCCUGCCUGAGCCCUGGUGGGGAAACCAUGCUAAACAUGACACUAGCGUCAGAAGAUUCACUGUGCACUUUUCUGACGAGAUGAUAACAGAUCUACGGCACCGCAUCCACAACCGCCGGAACCUGACGCAUGCUCUCCACAACGCCGGAAACACCUACGGCUCCCACGCUGGGUACCUCGCGCACUUCCUUGACCACUGGGCUGACGGGUACGACUUCGCGGCCAGGGAGGACUGGCUGAACAGCUUCCCGCAGAGCAUUACGAAUAUUCAGGAACUCAUUUCAACAACUUGCAUUUCAGGUCUAGACAUCCACUUCAUCCACGUCAGACCUCCCAACCCUCGCAAAAAGGUGGUCCCAAUCCUCUUGCUGCACGGCUUCCCGGUCACCGCCUUCGAGUAUGUUCACGUCAUUCAGAACCUGAUGGAGGAGAGAGAUGACUGCGACUUCGUGUUCGAGAUCGUCGUACCGAACUUACCGGGAUAUGGGUAUUCAGAGGCCACAUCCAAGCCCGGCUUGGCGCUGUACCAAAUGGGCAUCAUCAUGAAGAACCUGAUGCUGCGCCUGGGCAAGCAGCAGUUCUACAUCCACGCCGGGGACGUGGGACACGUGGUGGGGGAUGCUAUUGCUACACUCUUCCCCGAGAGUUCUGGGAUUCCAUACUAAUUUGUCUAUCAGUAUCCGCCCCCAAUCGUUGACCAAAUGGGUGUUAGGACAGCUGUACCCGCCAGCAGUGGUUGACGCGAGAUACGAAGACCGGAUGUAUCCUCUCUCAACUCGUCUGCAGGUAUAUCUGGAGCACUUUGGCUACUUCCACAUGCAAGCUACUAAGCCGGAUAACGUGGGACACGGCCCCGACGAAUCCCCAGUGGCUUUAACUUCCUGGCUCCUUGAGCCCAUCAUGAUGGGCACGAACAUCAGCAGCCAGUACUUCGUCGACGGUAACCUGACGCAGUACUACGA
Messenger RNA from Cydia strobilella, 1119 nucleotides. Its product is annotated as juvenile hormone epoxide hydrolase-like. NCBI's taxonomy places the organism in Eukaryota, Metazoa, Arthropoda, Insecta, Lepidoptera, Tortricidae. Gene Ontology annotation, molecular function: epoxide hydrolase activity. The record is from RefSeq and is a predicted model, not a curated record. Gene Ontology annotation, biological process: epoxide metabolic process. The coding region runs from base 1 to 822 and encodes 273 amino acids. The transcript has 7 exons.